UGGUGCAUACUAAAUUUGGCAGCUGCAGAUCUUCUUUUUACGUUUCUAACUAUUUUCAACGGCAUUGCGUUUUUGUGGCAUUGGAUAGGUGGCGAUGUUCUUUGUAAAUUACAGGGAUUCUCUGUCGAGACGACUUAUACUGUCUCAAUAACAAACCUUGUACUGAUAAGCUACCAGAGACUUACAGCCAUUACGGAUCCCCUGAAGACAAGGGCAAGAAAUAUCUUGAAUAAAGAAUAUCGAAAAAUAUUACUUUUGUGGGGAACUGGUGUACUCGCCUGCUCACCUUUACUUUUCUUGUAUCAGACAAGAGUCAUCCAAGAAAAAGAAAAAACAGAAUGCGAUAACUUGGCAUUGGGAGGUAUCGCUCGAAAGGUAUUCUACAGCUUGCAUGCCUUAUUUUUCUUUGUUUUUCCAUUGUGUUACAUGGUUUAUUCACAAAGCAAGAUAUUCCGCGUUUUGCGCAAACAACGAGUUGUGCCGCGGACACUGCAAGGAGCCGAAAUCUCCAGGAGACGUCAUAGAAAGGUUGCCAAAACUCUUUUAGCUUUAACAGUUGUGUUUGUUUUGUGCUGGUCUCCAUUCAUGACCACCAGAACUCUGAUGUAUUUUGACUUAGCACAACCAGACAUGAUAUGGAGGGCCAGCCAGCUGUUGCUUUGUCUAAAUACAGUGCUGGAUCCCAUAAUGUACGGUGUUUAUGGAAGAAACCUCAAAAAAGUUUGGCGAGUAUCUCGCUGUUGCAAGUCGCCAAGAAGCAGA
Molecule: messenger RNA, 762 nt
Organism: Porites lobata
Lineage: Eukaryota; Metazoa; Cnidaria; Anthozoa; Scleractinia; Poritidae
Source: the annotation of a GenBank genome assembly